UAAAACGUUGGAUAGAAAAAUACGACUUGUAUGAAGAGAAAAGGAAGGUGUAUAUUUCGCGGAAAAUAUGGCCUAGCUGCACAUAAGAGCAGCUCUUGCAUUCGCGCGAGCGUGAUGUAGAAUCGCAUUUUCGAAAAUAGGAAAUUGAUCGGGACGGAGCAAAGUCCCGUCCGAUUCGUCGAAUUCGAAUUUCCAACCUUCGACAUUCAUUCCGAAACGCGCCACGAGGGAAAUAUAUCCACGCCUCCGCACGGAUUUGACACGAAGCGCCAACUACAGUACCGACACACAUCCCUGCGAAUGGCUGCUGCGUAGUUGAAGCGGCGCGGUCGGAUUACUCCGCGUGCAUGCGUGCGUCGCUCGUUUUUGCGAGGGAUCUUCGCGUGCGCACUCGAAACUCGCCCGUUUUCGCACCCAACACGCGCCCGUCGGCCUGUCUUCUCCAGUUUCGUCCCGUCUCGUCGAUUCGCCGGUGAGCUUCUCGAGGCCGCGUUCUCCAGCGCACGAACGGCGGCGGCGUCACGUCGUUUUUUGACCGUACGUUUUCGCGACGGCGCAAGGAUCGCGCCGUCCAAUGAGAAGCGCGGCCUAGGCUGACAAGUAUCAAGCAGCAGACGGAGGUGGAGAUGGGCAGGGAGCUCGUACGCAUACGUCGCGUCGUCGCGGUGGAGGUGGAAUUGUGUUGCUCGCCCGAAGGGGUCAGGCCCGCUUUUGCGUUACGUCGCAACAUUCGCGCGCGCCAGUCACGUCGCGAGUGAGGGACGAAAGUCGCGAGAUGUGAGGAGGAGGACGUCGUGCCGCAUGCGUUUUUCUCCUUCCGACCGUGCACGGAGCCUGUCGCCGUGUGAAUACAACUCGCAACAACGUGGAGCUCGUGGAAGAUGCUGGGAGACGAUCCACCGUACCUAUCGGUGGGCACAGAAGUAAGCGCUAAAUACAAGGGUGCCUUCUGCGAAGCUAAAAUCCGUAAGGUGGUGCGAUCGGUAAAGUGUCGUGUGACAUAUAAACAAGGUUUGGGCACUGCUACGGUCGCCGACGACCAAAUAAAAGGGACUUUAAGAGUAGGUGCCUCUGUUGAAGCUAGGCAUGGAGAUCGGAAAGAAUUUGUGGAGGCGACUAUUACCAAAAUCCAAGACUGCAGUCAGUAUACUGUAGUCUUCGACGAUGGCGAUAUCACGACGUUGAGGCGAACCGCGCUGUGUCUCAAAAGUGGACGACACUUCGCCGAGAGCGAAACGUUGGACCAGUUACCGCUCACCCAUCCUGAACACUUUAGCACCCCUGUGAUCGGGGGUAGAAGGGGUAGACGUUCAAGGCAAGCGCAGGACGAGAGCAGCGAAGAUGAGGACAGUCCGCCGAGGAACGCCCGCGACUCCGGCUUCAUCGGAGGCGCGAAGGAGGGAAUGGAAACGGAGCCGGAGAUCGGCAGAGUGGUCUGCGUGGAGCUCGGUGACAAGAAGAAGAAGGACAAUUGGUUCCCGGGGCUAGUGGUCGCGCCCACCGCCCAGGACACUGUGAGGAUACGCGUGAGGGACGAUUACUUGGUGCGCUCGUUCAAGGACGCGAGAUAUUACACGGUACCGAAGAAGGAGGCCACAGAAUUCACGAAGGAACUGGUCAACAAAGUGGAGAACAGCACGUUGAAGGUCGCAGUCGAGAAGGCGCUUCUAUUUUUGGAGAAAAAUGAAUUGCCGCCUCAUUGGGACAGGGAUUCCUUGUUCGGCCAUUCUGUUUCUAGCGGGAAUAGCGAUUCCGACGGCGAGCUCGACUCCGAUAGCUCGGACGAUGAGCCGCGCGAGGAAAAAGAUCAUUUCGUGGCGCAGUUGUACAAAUUUAUGGACGACCGUGGUACGCCUAUAAACAACUGUCCGAUGAUUGGUUCGGAAGAUAUCGAUCUGUACAGGCUGUUUCGAGCGGUUUACAAGCUGGGCGGUUACAAUCGCGUCACGAAUCAGAAUCAAUGGAAGGCCAUAACGCGGCGGCUCGGCUUCGCGAUGCAGAACUCGCCUUCCACGCAUAAUCUCGUGAAGCAGGCGUACAAGAAAUUCCUGCACUCCUUCGAGGACUUCUAUCGGAAGUUGGGCUGUACCAUGGUGAAUCAUCCGCGCGGCAGCACGCGUAAACAACGACCCGGAAGGAGCUUGAUUCGCGACAAGGACAGAAACACACCGAUACCGCCGCCGGUGCCGCCGGUGAAGAACGACAAAGAGGAAGACGAGAAGAAGGCUGCGGAGGACGAGAAGAAGGAGAAGAAAGAAGUGAAGAAGGAUCAGGUGAAGGAGGAGGAGAUCGUCAAGAUAAAGAAGAAGGAAGAGGCGGAGGGCAGCGGCAGCGGCCAAGAGAGCGAUGUGAACGUAGAGGCUGAGACCGAGUCGUCGUCGUCGAGUGCUGGGGAGAAGCCGCCGAAGGUGGCCGCGCCGGUGGUCCCAGCGUUACCCCCCAGCACGAACGCGUCGUCCAGCCGAGCCAAGCCGAAGAGCAGCAAAGAGGAGACGAAGAAGAAGACGGUCGAGAAGAAGAAGACCGAGAGCAAGAAGCAGGAGAAGAAGGAUGAAAAGCCGAAGGAAGAGGAAGCCACCAAGACGACGAGGUCGAAGGCGAAGGACGACACCGUGAAGAACAAGAGCGCCACCGAAGGCAGGGAGACCCGAACUCCGUCCAGGGAAGCCGAGAAGAAAACGUUAUCCAAGCAGCGACGUUUGACCGACGAGGAGCUGAAGAAACGCGGGAGGAAGCGGAAAGAGUACGAAACGGAGAAGUCGCGUGCGGACGAGCAACUCACGGAGACCACCGCACCCAGCUACAAGGGCCCCGUCGACUUCGGCGAUCGACUGAAGGUCUACUACGGGCCGACGCACGAGUCCAAAGUCACGUACGAGGCGAAGGUGAUCGACAUAGAGAAGGACGGCGCGGAGCCGAUGUAUCUCGUGCAUUACACCGGCUGGAACACCAGAUACGACGAAUGGAUCAAGGCGUCCAGAAUCGCGCAGAACUUCACGCAGACUCAAGGUAGGGUGAAGCGUACCAAGACACCCCGGCCGCAGACUCCCAGCGCGAAUCUGCCGGCGAACAAUAAAUCAGCAAAGGGCACUUGCAGCUCGACGACCAACGUGUCUCAGAGUCGUCGCCGGGCUCAGAGCGUCGCCCCUCCCACGUCCACCAGCGCCGCCGUGUCCGUCACGUCCGCGAAGGAGGUAAAAAAGGACGAGAAGGACAAGGAGGCGACACCGCAACCGAUCCGAGCCAGCACGCCGUUGUCCAUCGCCAGUUCCAGUUCCAGAACCAAGAGCCCCGCCACACCGGCGAACAACCGGCAGACCAGGACGAGCAGGAACACCGAGCUGUCGGGCACCAUUGAGCAUCGCAGGCGCACCAGACGAAUGUCGGGCCACACAGACAUAUCCGUAGUGUCGGAGAGCGAAGGUAGCGACGGCUACGAUUCCGACACCACCGAACCCGAGCAGGCCAAGACCAGGUUGAGAGGCGCGGAGGAAAGAAAGCGGAAGGAGGCGCGGAACAGGGUGGAGGAGAGGAUAAAGGUGGAGGAUGCCAGCGACGCCGAGGACGAGAAGGACAAUCUCGAGGAGCCGCGUAAGGGCAGACGUCUGAGGAGGACACCCGGCAAGAUUCAGGGCAUCAAGUCCGAGCCCGACAGCGACGAGGAGCAACCCAAGGGCCGCGACUUCGACCUCAACCAGAUACGAUCGGAGCUGAAAGGUUUCGACAAAGCGGUGAAGAUGGAGCUGGUCAGGAUGGAGCCGGACGAUGAGAUGAAGAUGGACGAGAAGGAGAACGUCGCGACGAUCGCCACUCGAGUGUCGCCCAAGUUGGAGAAGCUCGUCGAGACCCCGAAGGUGGAAGUUGUCGAGACGAAAGUCGAAAGCACGGAAGACAUUUACGAGUUCAAGGAGCCGGAGCCGUUCGAGUUCGAGGUGAGGAACAAGAGAGACACCAGCGGCGAGAAGGACAAGCUGAAGAAGAAGAUGUUCGAGGACGAGCCCAAGAGCCCGAAGAAGAAGCAGAAAAUCGCGCCGAUGUCCACGACGCCAGCCAGGGAGGCGAAGAAUAAUGACUCGACGGACGGCGACGGUCGGGCGAAGAAGCCGAGGAAGUUGUUCAGCAACAAGAGAUCGGACGAAGCAGCGAGCGAAGCGCCGCCGGUGGUCACGGUGGUUCCCCAGUCGCUCAGCAAGUCGUCGGCUCAGCCGGCGCCGCCGUCCGUGUACGAGGACGCGUUCGACAAGCUGUGCGAGUCCCCGUCGUUCAAUCAACAACUGAAGCCGGCGGCGAUCGUGGAGGAACCGCCUAAGGUCGCGUCCAGCGGCUUGAACCUCCUGUUCAGCGACCUGCCGGCGGCGGACGACGAAGGUACGCGCGACGACUCGGAGGACCGUCUGAUCAUAUCGGAAACCGAGGUAUCGGAGGUGGAACAGGACAACUCCUUCUCGUAUCAGCAGGAGGUCCAGUUUCACGGCGCCGAGCUGCCGGACGCGACGGACUCGGGCAACAAGAGCGAACCGACCGUCGCCGCCGCGGUUGAGUGCGCGAGGGAGGAGACGAUGACGGGCGCCGGCAGUAGCGCCAACAAGUCGAUCGGCAACAAUUCCCUGGAUCAGAAGCAGAACGUCGUCAAGUUGCCCGCGCAGUCGGAGCUGAGGCUUCUGGACACGAAACUGCUCGAUCUCGCUCCGGUCGCUCCGUUGCCGAUCGUGACGCCUCCGGCGCCGAUAAGCGCGAGGUUGCCGGCGACCUCCACGAUCGAGGAGAAGCUCUCGGCGGCCGCGAUGGCGUUUCGCAACAAGGCCAAAGAUAACAAGAGAGACAGCAAGGCGACCCUGGACGAGGAUGUCACGGCCGACGUGACGACGCGCAAACUGUUGAAGCUGGACAUUACGAUUCUUCAGAGAACCAAGGACGACGAGAUGGACGAACAGGAGAAGAAGCAGGAGGAGGCCGCGAUGAUGAGCGAAGAAGAGCAGCGCAGGGAGAUCAUGCGCGUCGCGAUCAAGCAGAAGGAGGAGGAGCUGCAGCAGCUCAAGCUGAAGAAGGAGGCGGAAUUGAAGAAGUUCGCGGAGGCGAAGACCAUCGUCGCCGCCGAGCACAAGACGAAGUUGCAGGAAGUCGGCAGGGAGGACGGUUGGAAGAGCGCGGAGAACGAGCAAGGCAAGCGACCCGAGGAGGAGAUGCUCGAGCAGACGGAGAAAGAGAGAAUCGAUACCCGCAAGAAGCCGGUGAACCCGGACAUCCUCGAUUCGACGGACAGCAGCGAUUCGGAACAGAGGCUGGUGAUCGACAACGAGGAGCCGCAGGACGUGAAGAUGUCGGUCUCGUCCAACUUCGACGUCAAGCUGCGAGCGGAACUCGAUCGUCUGCAGGACACGCAAGAGAGAUACGCGAGGACGCAGAAGACCUCGAACGUUCAACAUCAGCUGCAACAACAACAGCAAGAAUGCAUGGAGGUCAAAGCGUCGUCCGACGUAGUGUCAUCCGUCUCGAAGACCGACGAAGAGGGUGAGACGAUGAAUUCCCUGCUGUGCGAAGAAGAGAUACCCGGCUCACCGGCUCCGCCGGGCUCCGAGAGCAUCGAGCAGGCGAGUGCCGAUCCCGCGUGCAACUCGCCGAAGAACGAGGUCACCGAGAGCAGCAUAGUGCUGAUGGAGAUGCCGUUCGCGAGUGCGCCCACUUCUGGCCAGAGCACCACGUGCAGCAGCAGCACCGUCGCCACUCUCAGCAUGUCGUUACCGAAAACCGUCGAGACUUCCGUGCCGGUUUCCUUGCCGAUGCAGCAGAACGCACCGUUGAACGUACGACAGCAGCAGCAUCAGCAGCAGCACCAACAACAGCUCCAGCAGCAACUACAGCACCACCACCACCACCAGCAGCAGCAGCAACAUCAGCAGCACAUGCCAGCGGUGUUACUGCCGCCGCAACGGCGGGAGAGCAACGAGGCCGCACCGGUGAUGGACAAUACGCCGCCGACCACCCCCGAUUCGAGCAUCUCCAACAUCACCGGCUCGCCGAGGGAGGAGAGGACCGGCGGCUCGUCGCCAACCUCCGAAGACAACAUCAAGCUGAACCGCGACAGCUCAGAGGCGGACAACGACAGCGCCGGCAAAGGGCCGGGCUUCAGCGAGGACGACACGCUGCCGAUCUCGGAGAGCAAUUCCGUCGAUAGAACGCCCAAGCCGCCGGCUAAGCGUUCGAUCUGCGACGAAAUGCAUUCGUCACCCAAGAAACGCAAGAGGAGCCGAAAGCACUCGGAGUGCGGUAGCGUGGUGGCGCCGAAGAAACCCGCCGGCAGGCAGAGUAGCAGCAGACACGGCAGAUACGUCGCGGGCAGUGAUAGUGACGAUACCAGUGAGGGGUCGAAUCUGUGCACCGUCAACACCGCGCCGACCGCGCACGCCAAUCUCGCCAGCGUCACCGAUCUGGCCGCUACCUAUUCGUCGAGGUCACCGAGGCCGACCAAGUAUAACUUCUACGUGGAACUGGAUCCUGAAUUAGACGCCAGUCAGAGGAUAGCAGUGUUACAACAGAAGUUAACCGAGUUGCGGAAGACGUAUAACGCUGUGAAAGUUGAACUUGCCACGAUAGAGCGGCGUCGGAAAAAAUUACGAAGACGGGAACGAGAAGCGGUCAAAGCAGCUAAGGCAGAGAUGCAACAAGCUUGCUCGUGAUAAACAGUCCUGAAAGAUCAGAAAUGUUCUUUCCUCGAGCACUAAGUGAGACUCUUUGGGAUGUUUGAGAUAACUGGAAUAUCAAAGUAGCGUCACGUAACGCACGGGCAUCAUGCAAUCACGGCGAAUUUCAUGACAAUUUUUACCUAUGUAACAUCGCUUCGUAGGUAAUAUCUGCCCCUCCACACACUUCCUCCAUUAAUAUUACAAUUGUAGAUAUAGUAGUAAGAUUUAGCGUAAGGGGAGAUACGUUUAUCAAGAUGAGAGAAAGAGAAAGAGCGUGAGAGAAUAAAAGAGACGUAUAUAUACAUAUAUAUAUAUAUGUGUAAUUUAUU
Dinoponera quadriceps is the source of this 7012-nucleotide messenger RNA. It is a transcript of the gene htk, whose product is annotated as AT-rich interactive domain-containing protein 4B. The transcript has 7 exons. Gene Ontology annotation, molecular function: transcription cis-regulatory region binding. Lineage: Eukaryota; Metazoa; Arthropoda; Insecta; Hymenoptera; Formicidae. The coding region runs from base 882 to 6677 and encodes 1931 amino acids. The record is from RefSeq and is a predicted model, not a curated record. Gene Ontology annotation, biological process: regulation of transcription by RNA polymerase II. Gene Ontology annotation, cellular component: nucleus.